This is a messenger RNA of Neomonachus schauinslandi (Hawaiian monk seal), 1365 nucleotides long. It is a transcript of the gene ESRRB, whose product is annotated as estrogen related receptor beta. Lineage: Eukaryota; Metazoa; Chordata; Mammalia; Carnivora; Phocidae. Gene Ontology annotation, biological process: regulation of DNA-templated transcription. Gene Ontology annotation, molecular function: steroid binding; nuclear steroid receptor activity; sequence-specific DNA binding. Gene Ontology annotation, cellular component: nucleus. The coding region runs from base 1 to 1365 and encodes 454 amino acids. The record is from RefSeq and is a predicted model, not a curated record. The transcript is spliced from 7 exons.
AUGGACGUGUCAGAACUCUGCAUCCCGGACCCCCUCGGCUACCACAACCAGCUGCUGAACAGAAUGUCCGCGGACGACCGGCACCUGGGCUCCAGCUGCGGCUCCUUCAUCAAGACGGAGCCGUCCAGCCCCUCCUCGGGCAUCGACGCCCUCAGCCACCACAGCCCCAGCGGCUCGUCCGACGCCAGCGGUGGCUUCGGCCUGGCCCUGGGCGCCCACGCCAACGGUCUGGACUCGCCGCCCAUGUUCGCGGGCGCCGCGCUGGGGGGCACCCCGUGCCGCAAGAGCUACGAGGACUGUGCGGGCGGCCUCAUGGAGGACUCGGCCAUCAAGUGCGAGUACAUGCUCAACGCCAUCCCCAAGCGCCUGUGCCUCGUGUGUGGCGACGUUGCCUCUGGCUACCACUACGGCGUGGCCUCCUGCGAGGCCUGCAAGGCCUUCUUCAAGAGGACCAUCCAAGGGAACAUCGAGUACAGCUGCCCGGCCACCAACGAGUGUGAGAUCACGAAACGGAGGCGCAAGUCCUGCCAGGCCUGCCGCUUCAUGAAAUGCCUCAAAGUGGGGAUGCUGAAGGAAGGUGUGCGCCUUGACCGAGUGCGUGGAGGCCGCCAGAAAUACAAACGACGGCUGGACUCUGAGAGCAGCCCGUACCUGAGCUUACAGAUUUCUCCACCCGCUAAGAAGCCAUUGACCAAGAUUGUCUCCUACCUGCUGGUGGCCGAGCCGGACAAGCUGUAUGCCAUGCCUCCCCCUGGCAUGCCCGAGGGCGACAUCAAGGCCCUGACCACUCUCUGUGACCUGGCAGACAGGGAGCUCGUGGUCAUCAUCGGCUGGGCCAAGCACAUCCCAGGCUUCUCGAACCUCUCUCUCGGGGACCAGAUGAGCCUGCUGCAGAGUGCCUGGAUGGAGAUCCUCAUCCUGGGCAUCGUGUACCGCUCACUGCCCUAUGAUGACAAGUUGGUGUAUGCCGAGGACUACAUCAUGGACGAGGAGCACUCCCGCCUCGCGGGGCUGUUGGAGCUCUACCGGGCCAUCCUGCAGCUGGUGCGCAGGUACAAGAAGCUCAAGGUGGAGAAGGAGGAGUUUGUGACGCUCAAGGCCCUGGCUCUGGCCAACUCAGAUUCCAUGUACAUCGAGGAUCUGGAGGCGGUGCAGAAGCUGCAGGACCUGCUGCACGAGGCGCUGCAGGACUACGAGCUGAGCCAGCGCCACGAGGAGCCCCGGCGGACGGGCAAGCUGCUGCUGACGCUGCCCCUGCUGCGACAGACGGCCGCCAAGGCCGUGCAGCACUUCUACAGCGUCAAACUGCAGGGCAAGGUGCCCAUGCACAAACUCUUCCUGGAGAUGCUGGAGGCCAAGGUCUGA